AUGAAGGCCAUCUUGCUGCUCUUUGCUGCCCUGGCUGUGGCCGUGGGGCCAGCCCGGGCCCUCCGCUGUCAUGUGUGCGUCAGCUCCACUGACUGCAAGCACCCACAGGAGUGCUCGCCCAGCUCGAACUUCUGCAAGACCAUAACCACAGUGGAGUCUCUGUCCGGGAACCUGGUGAAGAAGGAAUGCACAGAAAAAUGUGUGCCCAUCCAAACCCAGCAAGGCCAGCUCAGCAGCAGCACUGCCAUCCAGUGCUGCCAGGGUGACCUGUGCAAUGAGAGGCAGACCAGCGCUGCACCCGCCCGCGCCCCGCUGUCCCACACCAUCCUCAGCCUGGGGCUGGCCUGGGGCCUGCUCGCCCUCCUCUUGGCCCCCAAUCUUUGA
Otolemur garnettii (small-eared galago) is the source of this 384-nucleotide messenger RNA. It is a transcript of the gene LY6D, whose product is annotated as lymphocyte antigen 6 family member D. Gene Ontology annotation, cellular component: cell surface. Gene Ontology annotation, biological process: lymphocyte differentiation. Bases 1 to 384 code for a protein of 127 amino acids. The record is from RefSeq and is a predicted model, not a curated record. The transcript has 3 exons. Lineage: Eukaryota; Metazoa; Chordata; Mammalia; Primates; Galagidae.